ACUGUCUUGCUCAGUAUCUACUCUUUGACAGGGUAAUACACGUUACUCGCAAGAACACGGCUCGAUGUGACGUACAGAAUCCAGGCAGCAGGUCAGAGAGUCAGAGGAGUGUCGUCUUGGAAAAUAGGGCAGCGACUUACCGGAGAAAAGUUAUUAGCUUAAGAUAAACAGAUUUUACAAGUUAAAUAGACAUUCGCAAAAUAUUGAUUUCCAGCUAACAUUACGCAACAUAUGAGGUCCAGGAGCAAAAAUGACAUUAACCAGGCUUUUUAACCGUGAACUCUCAGAGAAGUCAUGGCCUCAGCUCUGACAGAACUGGACCUGAGUGGAAACUACAACCUGCCAGAUUCGUUACUGGAGCUUCUUUUUGCUGAACUGCAGAGUCCAGACGGUAAACUGGAGACUCUCAGACUUUCUAACUGUGGACUCUCAGAGAUGCACUGUGAAGUGGUGUCCUCAGCUCUGAAGUCCAACCCCUCCCAUCUGGAACAUCUGGACCUGAGCUUUAACAUUCUGCUGGAUUCAGGAGUCAAAGAUCUUUCUGCUGGACUGCAGAGUCCAAACUGUAAACUGGAGACGCUCAGACUGGAGCGCUGCUGUUUGUCAGAGAUCAGCUGUGAUUCUCUGAGCUCAGCUCUGAAGUCCAACCCCUCCCAUCUGGAACUUCUGGACCUGAGUCAGAACAACCUGCAGGAUUCAGGAGUGAAGCAUCUGUGUGGUUUUCUGGAGAGUCCAGACUGCAUCCUGAAGACUCUGAGACUGUGGCGCUGCUGUUUGUCAGAGAUCAGCUGUGAUUCUCUGGUCUCAGCUCUGAAGUCCAACCCCUCACAUCUGGAACAUCUGGACCUGACAGGAAACUACCUGCAGGAUUCAGAUAUGAAGGAGCUGCUUGAUCUUGUGGAGAGUCCAGACUGCAGCCUGCAGACUCUGAGAUGGAGGUCCACUUUUUAGUCUCAUCAGUCCAUCACACUCCCAGAACUCUCCCAGAUAUGAAGAUCUUGUUGUUCGUGUUCUUCUGGUCUGAACUGAGACAUGAGGGCAGAACUAAAGCCUCAGUUCAGACCAGAAGAACACAAACAACAAGAGGAAGCAGAUGUUUGACAGCAGUCUCUCAGCUCCUCCAGACAGGAUUUGUGCAAAAUGAAGAUCAUCAGGAAACCUUCAGAUGAACUCUGUUUUCGUUGCUCUGUUCAGAUCUUGUUCAGAUGUCGGGCUGUUCCGCUCCUUCUUGAAUCGUUUGUACUUGAAGAUAUUUUAGGUUCUAGGUGGAGCUGUGUUGUGGAGAAACUUCCUCAAAUAGUGCAAAAAUUUUCAAGCCUUCCUAAACGGCGAAAGAGCAAACUAAUCGAGAGUCAGGUGAGUCUGAGGUUUACGGUAAUUCCAGCUCCAUGCAGCAAACAGAGGCUGGUUCAUGAACACAGACUCAGAUUCUGAGAUGAAAACCCAAAUCUUAGACUCUCUGACUGAUAUCUGCCCACUUGGAGUCUCAUUUCCAGUUUCAUUGUUUAUUCAUGUAUUUAUCUUGUGUAAUUCAUUGUGUGUUUUCAUUGGUUCAUUCCCAAUAAACUCCUUCACAGCA
Acanthochromis polyacanthus (spiny chromis) is the source of this 1579-nucleotide messenger RNA. Its product is annotated as NACHT, LRR and PYD domains-containing protein 12-like. The transcript is spliced from 6 exons. Lineage: Eukaryota; Metazoa; Chordata; Actinopteri; Pomacentridae. Gene Ontology annotation, molecular function: protein binding. The record is from RefSeq and is a predicted model, not a curated record. The coding region runs from base 295 to 951 and encodes 218 amino acids.